Molecule: messenger RNA, 1126 nt
Organism: Ornithorhynchus anatinus (platypus)
Lineage: Eukaryota; Metazoa; Chordata; Mammalia; Monotremata; Ornithorhynchidae
Gene: REM2
Product: RRAD and GEM like GTPase 2
Exons: 5
Coding region: 46-1038 (330 amino acids)
Cellular component (GO): plasma membrane
Molecular function (GO): GTP binding; GTPase activity; calcium channel regulator activity
Source: RefSeq, a predicted model, not a curated record
AGAGCUGCACACGGAGGAGCCCUGGAGACACACAGAGACCCCGGCAUGGACGCGGACACGGACACGGCCGCUCUGUGCCCCUCGGAUGGCCGGGCUCCUUCCCCACAGAUGCAGAAGCCAGCAGCAGAUGCCAGCGCGCCGAUCGAGCGGGAGAAGCUGCUGGCGGGGCUGGAGCGGGGGCAGGGCGGGCUGCCCCCGGCCCCUGGGGGGACACGCCGGCGGGGGAGCAUGCCCGUGCCCUACAAGCACCAGCUGCGGAGGGCCCAGGCCGUGGACGAACUGGACUGGCCCCCUCAGGCCUCGCCCUGCGGCUCCUCGGACUCCCUGGGCUCGGCGGAGGGCACCUCGGCCCCGGGGAGCAAUGUCUUCAAGGUGAUGUUGCUGGGCGAGAGCGGCGUGGGCAAGAGCACCCUGGCGGGCACCUUUGGGGGAAUCCAGGGGGACCAUGCGCACGACCCUGAGAACCCAGAGGAUACCUACGAGCGACGAGUCGUGGUGGAUAUGGAGGAGGUGACGCUGAUGGUCUACGACAUCUGGGAGCAGGGGGAGUCGGGGGGCUGGCUGCGGGAGCAGUGCGUGCAGGAGGGAGACGCCUUUCUCAUCGUCUUCUCCGUCACCGACCGGCGCAGCUUCUCCAAGGUGCCCGAGAUGCUGCUGCGGCUGCGUGCUGGGCGGCCUCACCACGACCUGCCCGUCAUCCUCGUGGGCAACAAGAGCGACCUGGCCCGCUCGCGCGAGGUCUCCCUCGAAGAGGGCCGCAGCCUGGCGGGCACGCUGAGCUGCAAGCACAUCGAGACGUCGGCCGCACUCCACCACAACACGUGGGAGCUCUUCGAGGGCGCCGUGCGUCAGAUCCGGCUGCGGCGGGGCCGGGCGGAGAGGCCGGCCGCCACGGGCAGCCCCGAGGGACCCAGCCUGCUGCCCCGCCGCGAGAGCCUCACCAAGAAGGCCAAGCGCUUCCUGGCCAGCCUGGUGCCCCGCAACGCCAAGAUCUUCAAGCAGCGGUCCAAGUCCUGCCACGACCUCUCCGUGCUCUGAGCGCCCCCGGACCGCCGGCGCCACGCCGCUCCCCUUCUCCCUCCCUCCCCAGCCUGGGCGCCCCCGACUCCCAGGGUUUCCUGGGUCG